CGACCUACUUAACAUAAAGAAUUGUCGGGAGAGUCUCGUCCGAACCACCAGAAUUAGAAGGCCAUAUACGGACUAUUCCGCAUAUCCCUUUCCCCUGGAUCUACAACGUACGCGUCUGGACAGAUCUGAUUCUCCACCACGAUCCACCGGCUUUACAGCUAGCUCCCCGUCCCAAGACGCCAAUAACUCCAGGCUAGAGACGGAUAGUCACUUAAACCCUAAAGCUCCCUAUAGAAUUGGCAAUCUAAUAUCUGCUACUUCCCAACAACUCCCUACCGGCCGAAAGAUAUCUUCAUUCGUUUGAAUUGUUUUCUUUUCUGGUUGCAGGACUUCCAUAUAUACCACAAUUGUUUCGCCCAUCCCAUUCAGACACCUAUCCCACUGAGAAACCUCCGAGCGGAACAGCAACAACAUGAAUUUCACCAAAAAGUUUGACCGUGCCUUUCAAUGGGCCGGUGAGAAGAUGGGCCAUGAGGCCAAGACGAGCCAGUCAGACGAAUUCAGAAGUCUAGAGACGGAAAUGGCUUUGCGACACGACGGCUACGAGCGUCUACAGAAGUCUAUGAACACCUACGUCAAGUCGCUUUCCCGUCGGGGCGAGACCUUCGAAGACAAGGAGAAAGGUUUACCUGUCAGCUAUCUGGGUCGGACAAUGAUAGCCCAUGGAGAGGACUUCGAGCAAGAUUCUGAGUUUGGCAAUUGCUUGAUUGCAAUGGGCAGAGCCAACGAACGUGUCGCUGGCAUCCAAGAGACAUAUAUCGCGAACGCGACGUCCAACUGGCUAGAAGGAUUAGAACGAUCAUUGGCCAUGAUGAAGGAAUACCAGUCUGCUCGCAAGAAGCUCGAGAGUCGACGUCUCACAUAUGAUUCAUGCAUGAUCAAGAUGCAAAAGGCCAAAAAGGAGGACUUCAAAUUGGAAGAUGAGCUUCGAACCGCGAAAGCCAAAUACGAAGAGUCGUCUGAAGAUGUCCUGCGGCGCAUGCAAGACAUCAAGGAGGCAGAGGCUGACUCUGUUCGUGACCUUACUAGCUUUCUCGAUUGUGAGCUAGACUACUAUGAACGUUGUGCCGACGAACUGAGACGCGUGAGGCAAGAAUGGGUGGCUGGCCAAGGCCAAUCAAACGGCUCUCGUCCUUCCGACCUUGGCGUCCCACGUCGACAACCAACCAGGAGCAGGAGCAACACGGCCCAUUCAUUCUCGGGCCGCAACGAUCGCACCGAACAAUGGGCCAGCCGACAGGAUAUUUCAGAACAAGACGAACUUACCGCCGAACCUGUGCGCAUGCCUAUACGCUCGAGCCCCUAUCGCAGCAACGGGUCAGCCACGCCCGAUGUGCCAAGGCCAACUAUCAGUCGUACCUCUACGCACAGCGGGGCCUUUGAAGGUCCAGCUUCGAGGCAAUCGUCGUACCGUGAGCCUCCACCUCCGCUUGAAGCGUUGCGUAAAACCCAAGUCGCACCACCGCCCAACGUCGGAUCUCUACGCAAUAACCUACGCCCGGUGAACAGGAUUCAGACGAACCAGAACUUGAGUCCCGAUAUCUAUGCGGAUGAUUACGAUACAGCCACCAGCAGCGGAAGUCCCGAGUAUGAUCGUAGCGAGAGUCCAGCCACGAGCUAUGGAAGUUUAAGCCGUAGUACUAGUAAUAACGGCUUACGCGCAGCGGCAACGGUACCAACCACAAAGAAGGCCCCUCCACCGCCGCCACCAAGCAGGGCUAAGAAGCCGCCACCACCCGUCCCUGCCAGACGGGAGAUGGGAUACUAAAAUCGCGGCAUAGCGUGUCCUGAUAUGUUGCCAUUGCAUUACGUUCAAAAGUGAUGGGACUCUUAAACCUUUGUUGCGGGUAUUCAAAU
Molecule: messenger RNA, 1857 nt
Organism: Annulohypoxylon truncatum
Lineage: Eukaryota; Fungi; Ascomycota; Sordariomycetes; Xylariales; Hypoxylaceae
Product: BAR-domain-containing protein
Exons: 4
Coding region: 413-1768 (451 amino acids)
Cellular component (GO): cytoplasm
Molecular function (GO): protein binding
Source: RefSeq, a predicted model, not a curated record